CUCGACCAUCUGUUCGAUUCCAAUGCCGAAUGGGCGCAUCGCAAGACAGUGAAUGACCCCGGCUUCUUCAAGCGCAUGUCGGAGCAGCAGUCGCCGCGCUAUGUCUGGAUUGGUUGCUCUGACAGCCGUAUCACCGCCAAUGACGUUUUAGGGCUGGACCCAGGAGAAGUCUUUGUUCACCGAAACAUUGCCAAUAUUGUCCAUACCAGUGACCUGAACAUCCUUUCGGUCCUUGAGUUUGCCAUCGAGCAUUUGCAGGUCGAACAUGUCAUAGUUUGCGGUCACUAUGGUUGUUCCGGCAUCGCGCGUGCUUUAUCGCAUGAACGUGGCGCCAUGCUGGAUCACUGGUUGCAGCCGCUUACCAUGCUUUAUCGCAAACACCGCAAAACGCUGGAUGCGUUUGAAGACAUGCGGGUGCGUAUCAACCGCAUGUGCGAAAUCAAUGUCGAAAUGCAGGUGCGCCGCGUGGCAGCCAUGCCCAUCGUGGAAAAGGCCUGGGCGAGGGGGCAGAAGCUCGAC
Darwinula stevensoni is the source of this 519-nucleotide messenger RNA. The record is from the annotation of a GenBank genome assembly. NCBI's taxonomy places the organism in Eukaryota, Metazoa, Arthropoda, Ostracoda, Podocopida, Darwinulidae.